Messenger RNA from Rhea pennata, 1311 nucleotides. RefSeq names its product glucosaminyl (N-acetyl) transferase 3, mucin type (gene GCNT3). The coding region runs from base 1 to 1311 and encodes 436 amino acids. Gene Ontology annotation, cellular component: membrane. The transcript has a single exon. The record is from RefSeq and is a predicted model, not a curated record. Gene Ontology annotation, molecular function: acetylglucosaminyltransferase activity. NCBI's taxonomy places the organism in Eukaryota, Metazoa, Chordata, Aves, Rheiformes, Rheidae.
AUGCAGCUGUGCAGCAGGAAGCCAUCGCUGGCGGCGCGGCGCCGCUGCGUGCUGCUGCUGGGCUCCCUGCUGCUGGUCGCCGCCGUGGCGCUGCGUGGCACCACCGGGCCCUGCCACGACACCCAUCCAGGCACCGACACCCACCCCCGCUGCCGCAACCACCUCUACCAGGCACUCACACUUUCCUCCGACAGCAAGAUCAACUGCUCAGGGAUCAUCCACGGGGAUGCAACAGCCAUCCAGGAGGCUGCCCUCAGCAGGCUGGAGGUGGCCAACAAAAAGGUCCCUCUGAUGCCUGAGGAGUAUUUGAACCUGACGAAGGACUGCAGCCGCUUCAAGGCGACGCGGCAGUUCAUUGAGAUCCCGCUAAGCCAGGAGGAAGCAGAGUUUCCCAUUGCCUACUCCAUGGUCAUCCACGACAAAAUUGAGAUGUUCGAGCGGCUCCUGCGGUCCAUCUACACCCCCCAGAAUCUCUACUGCAUCCACAUCGACAGGAAGUCACCAGCCACCUUCCAGGAGGCUGUGCGAGCCAUCACCGCCUGCUUCCCCAAUGUCUUUGUGGCCAGCCGCCUGGAGAACGUGGUCUAUGCUUCCUGGUCCCGGCUGCAGGCUGACCUGAACUGCAUGCAGGACCUGCUCCAGAACCCUGUGCCCUGGCGUUACUUUAUCAACACCUGCGGCACUGACUUCCCCAUCAAGACUAAUGCUGAGAUUGUUCGCACUCUGAAGGUCCUGCAGGGGCGGAACAGCAUUGAGUCUGAGAGGCCCUCGGCCCUCAAGCAGGAGCGCUGGCGGUACCACCAUGAAGUGACGCAGUUCAUCUUCAGGACAGCUACAGAGAAACAGCCACCACCGCAUGGCUUCCCCAUGUUCACAGGCAACGCGUACAUUGUGGCCGCACGGGCCUUCGUGGAGCACCUCUUCCAGAGCCCCACAGUGCAGCAGUUCCUCGAGUGGGCCAAGGACACCUACAGCCCCGACGAGCACGUCUGGGCCACCCUCAACCGCAUGCCCGGCGUGCCAGGGUCUGUGCCACACAACGACAAGUUCGAGCUCUCAGACAUGAACGCCAUGGCCCGCCUGGUCAAGUGGCAGUACUUGGAGGGCGACACCAGCAAGGGCGCGCCUUACCCGCCCUGCACCGGCCGGCACCAGCGCGCUGUCUGUGUCUACGGCGCCGGGGACCUGCCCUGGAUGCUCCAGCAGCACCAUCUCUUGGCCAACAAGUUCGACCCGCUGGUGGACGAGGCCGCUAUCCAGUGCCUCGAGGUGCACCUGCGCCACAGGGCCCUCUACGGACGGGGGCUCUGA